Messenger RNA from Caenorhabditis briggsae, 657 nucleotides. Gene Ontology annotation, cellular component: spliceosomal complex; U4/U6 x U5 tri-snRNP complex. Gene Ontology annotation, molecular function: zinc ion binding; nucleic acid binding. The record is from RefSeq and is a predicted model, not a curated record. Gene Ontology annotation, biological process: mRNA splicing, via spliceosome. Bases 1 to 657 code for a protein of 218 amino acids. NCBI's taxonomy places the organism in Eukaryota, Metazoa, Nematoda, Chromadorea, Rhabditida, Rhabditidae. The transcript is spliced from 2 exons.
AUGUCGUUCUACCAACAAAGCGGAUCCCAGGCGUCUGGGACCAACCACAGAAGAACGUGGGAUGAGAAAGAGUACUCGCUAGCUGCUCAUCAACGAGCGCUCGAUGAAAAAGAGGCCGAAGAUAUCAGAACUGGAAAAAAGAAGAAAGACGAGCCAAAAGUGAAGCGAGAGAUGCUGAAAGCCAGGGAAUACAAGGUGGAUCUAGAUUCAAAGGUCGGCAAAUCAGUGGUUAUCACAAAAGCGACACCAUCGGCGGAGACUGGAGGCUUCUAUUGUGACGUUUGUGAUUGUGUAGUCAAGGAUUCCAUCAAUUUUCUGGACCAUAUCAACGGAAAGAACCAUCAGAGAAAUAUCGGAAUGUCGAUGAAAACGAAGAAGAGUACGGUGGAAGAUGUGCGAGACAGGUUUAAAUUGCUCAAGGAGAAAAAAGAACGAGAAAAGCGGGAAGCGCAAGUGGAGCAGUUGCUAGAAGACGUGCAGGAAGAAGAAGCGAGAAUGGCAGACUACAAGAAAGAUAAGAAGGUUGAUAAUAACAGAAAACGAAAGAGAGAAGCGAAAAAAGAAGAGGAUGAGGAUGAGCAGGAGGAUGAUGAUGGUCUGGAUCCGGAGAUUCGUGCCAUGAUGGGAUUCUCUGGAUUUGCGACGAGCAAGAGAUGA